Molecule: messenger RNA, 1640 nt
Organism: Anoplophora glabripennis (Asian longhorned beetle)
Lineage: Eukaryota; Metazoa; Arthropoda; Insecta; Coleoptera; Cerambycidae
Gene: Csp8
Exons: 2
Coding region: 86-388 (100 amino acids)
Source: RefSeq, a predicted model, not a curated record
UCAGUGUUGUCUGUGAAAGGAGUUCCUUGAAUAUAAAUCGUUGUUUUCUUGGCGGUACCCUCAGUCUGCGCCCUAAGCCCAAGAAAUGACGGUCAGAUACACGGUGGUUUCUCUUGUUCUUUCAUUCAUCAUAGCCGUGGAGGUGCAAGGUCAGAGGGGUCUGACGGGAAACAACUAUGUGGAAAAGCAGCUCUUGUGCGCGCUGGACAAGGCGCCCUGCGAUAACCUGGGCAGGCAGAUUAAAGAUGCUCUACCCGAGAUAAUUGGAAACAACUGCAAAUCUUGUGACCAGAAGCAAGUGGCGAAUGCAAAGAGAAUAGCCAGAUUCGUUCAAACAAAAUAUCCAGACGUAUGGAAUGCCUUAAUAACGAAGUAUACUGCCAACUGAGUUCAAUUCUUUAUGAAGUUAGGCGUAAUAAGUAUAAAAAAAAAGUAUGGCCCAUGGGGGGAUCGAACCCACGACUUUCGCGUUAUUAGCACGACGCUCUAACCAACUGAGCUAAUGGGCCAGUGGCAGCACUUUUCCCUUCAGUUUAAAUAAGCGAAAAUACAGUUUCAUUAUAUUUUUUCUGAAUAAUAUAUUACUGAAAUUCAAUUUAAUCGACAUUUAACAACUUCAGGUACCUUGAUUUCCUAAAAUUCAUUAUAGUGUAAGUAAGAUUUGAAUAAGUGUGUUUAAAUUGAUCAUAUCAGUCGUAAGUUUUAAAAUAGAUCUUGUAUUAUCUCCAACUUUAUUAUAACUGUCUUACACUUACACUUAAGUAUAUAUAAUUAUAUUAUUUCAUUAUGUACAAACUACUUUUAUUUCGUCAGUGUGAUUUCGAUUUCAUGUUAGAUUAGAUUAGUUUAGUUGUAAUUUCCAACCAAAAUAGGGUUUAUUAAAUAUCCUGUAUUAGAGCUUGUUGACGUAAACAAUGAUUAAUUUGAAUAUAGACUUGAACUCAAUGCCAAAAAUUUGUGAAAUAGUUUCUACUUUAACCUUUUAUAGACACGUAGUUCUUUAAGUAAGCAACAAUUGUUGUAAUAAAAAUUAUUGUAUUUUGUUUUUCUAAUAAUAUUAUACUUAAUAUUUCUGUUUAAAAUAUGGUUUAAAUUUAUUGUAGUAUGAAUUAUUAUAUAAGGGAUGAUAUAAUAAAGCAACAAGUAAGGUAUUUAGUUACUUAAAUUUUAAAUGCAUACCUAUUUUGAUUUAUUAUAAUUAUAAGUAUACUUACAUUGCAUAGGUACAAAUCGGUAUUCUUGUAUGGCAUACACAUAAAAAAUUUGUGAAAAACACACUAAAUAACUGGUUAUUUUAAUGUCACCUAAGGAAAUUGCUAUACAGGAUAACAUUGCAUCCUAGUGGGGACUCGAGCAUUGUAAUAAUCCUGGUAUUGAUAUUUUAAGCUUCAGUUGAAUAACUAUUGAAAUAUCCUGCUCAUCAGUCAUAUUUAAAUAGAAUUUUUAUAACUUCUUUACAUUCUGUUGAAAAUUCCUGCAAUUUAAAACGUUAUACUUACAAUGUACUUUUAACGUUGUAUUAACCGAAACUACUUAUUUAACGUUUUUUAAAUCUCCAUGUUCUCACUGGGAUACAACUAAUGAUCUAGUAUAGUAUAAUUUUAAAUACAAUUUUUUAAUAUAGUAUUGACUAAAGCAAA